Molecule: messenger RNA, 3480 nt
Organism: Cygnus atratus (black swan)
Lineage: Eukaryota; Metazoa; Chordata; Aves; Anseriformes; Anatidae
Gene: GNB1
Product: G protein subunit beta 1
Exons: 12
Coding region: 754-1776 (340 amino acids)
Biological process (GO): G protein-coupled receptor signaling pathway
Cellular component (GO): cytoplasm; heterotrimeric G-protein complex
Molecular function (GO): protein binding; signaling receptor complex adaptor activity
Source: RefSeq, a predicted model, not a curated record
UGAGGGGCUAAGGGAGCAGGGCGCUGCCUAAGGGGAACGAAGGAGGCCUUAGUCGCCGGCGAGCUGGGGUUGGGGUUGGGGUUGGGUAGCGGGGCGGCGCCGUGCCGGGGGCUGGCUGUGAGGAGGAGCCGAGCCGAACCGGGGUUUCCCGGCCGGGCAGCACGGGCGGGGCGGCUGGGGGGGGGAGGUUAACCGCGCCCAGGCUGCUUGCUUCCCGAUGGCUGCGGGGAGCUAAGCGGGGACCGAGCGUGCGAGGAGGAGCCGAGAGCCAGCGACACCCCUUUGCCCCCCCCCUCCUCCGCUGCUCUCCGCUUCCGACUCUACGGCCCGAGCUGCUCGCUGCCUCGGCGGGAUCGGCCAGACCCAGCGCGGACGGCUGCCUUCUUCCUCGCCAUCCUCCUCCUCCUCCUCCCUUCCCCUCCCCAGGCCGGCGGGGACGCGGGCAGGAGCCGCGGGCGGCCGAAGCGGCCCCGUUAAUGAGCAGCUGGAACCCUGAGUGUACUAGGUGGAGGGGGAAAUGUUUGCCCUUCCACGUGUAUUCCUGGGCGCCCAGGGCUAGUUCUUCCUGAACCCAGCUAGAGGGAAAUGACACGACAGCAUCCAUGCCUGCUGUCUGGGAGCAGCUGAGACCUCGUGUGGCUACAUACGUCUUACAGCAUCCUCAGUAACACUGAGCGUAAUUGGAUGUCUACAAGACAACUUAUUUCCGGUUGUCUCAGAGGUGGCAGCGAAGCACACCUUUAGCACAGGAAAAUGAGUGAGCUUGACCAGUUACGCCAGGAGGCUGAGCAACUGAAAAACCAAAUCAGAGAUGCUAGAAAAGCAUGUGCAGAUGCCACCUUGGCUCAGAUCACAGCCAAUAUUGACCCAGUGGGGAGAAUUCAAAUGCGCACUAGAAGAACACUCCGGGGACACCUGGCUAAAAUUUAUGCAAUGCACUGGGGGACUGAUUCCAGGCUUCUAGUUAGUGCCUCCCAGGAUGGCAAACUUAUAAUUUGGGACAGCUAUACUACAAACAAGGUGCAUGCUAUUCCCCUGCGUUCAUCUUGGGUCAUGACUUGUGCAUAUGCUCCUUCUGGAAAUUAUGUGGCUUGUGGUGGUCUUGAUAAUAUCUGUUCCAUCUAUAACUUGAAAACUCGUGAAGGGAAUGUACGUGUCAGCCGUGAACUAGCUGGUCACACAGGAUACUUGUCAUGCUGUCGUUUCUUGGAUGAUAAUCAAAUAGUUACCAGCUCUGGCGACACCACUUGUGCUCUCUGGGACAUAGAAACUGGUCAGCAGACAACUACAUUUACUGGGCAUACUGGAGAUGUCAUGAGUUUGUCUCUUGCUCCUGAUGCCCGGUGUUUUGUUUCUGGUGCCUGUGAUGCCUCUGCCAAACUGUGGGAUGUUAGAGAAGGAAUGUGUCGGCAAACCUUCACUGGCCAUGAGUCGGAUAUCAACGCCAUCUGUUUCUUCCCCAAUGGCAAUGCAUUUGCCACAGGCUCGGAUGAUGCUACAUGCAGGCUUUUUGAUCUUCGGGCUGAUCAGGAACUGAUGGUUUAUUCACACGAUAACAUCAUCUGUGGCAUCACCUCUGUAGCAUUUUCCAAGAGUGGACGUCUCCUCCUAGCUGGUUAUGAUGACUUUAACUGCAACGUGUGGGAUACACUGAAAGCUGAUAGAGCAGGUGUCCUUGCUGGUCAUGAUAACCGUGUCAGUUGCUUAGGUGUGACUGAUGAUGGUAUGGCAGUGGCAACAGGAUCAUGGGACAGCUUCCUCAAGAUCUGGAACUGAAAAGAGCGGCGGACUCCGUGACUGGAAGAAGUUUCCAACGAUUGAAAAUUUAAAAUGAUAGCAUAUCCAAUCCAACCAUACUAACUUGGACCCCCAUCCUCCCCAACUUCAAAGGGCAAGAUCUUUUCCGUCUCCUGUUGCUGAAAUGAAGAGCACAAUUACCUUUCCAAGAAGAAUUUCUGUGUUGUAAGCAAAAUGAAAUUGUGCAUUCCUUUUGGGACCAUUUUUUUUUUGUCUUGAGAAUUUAAAAAUCAAACACUAUCAUAAAAGCAUGACCAGAAAAUAUACUUGAGCAUAAUUGUGAAACAGUUAGCUUUCACCGUAGUUUCCAAGUCAAAGUUAAGGACUUUUAUCUCACUCACUCGCAAAUUUUAAAGUCAUGUUUGUAGCAGGAUUUUUUUUCAAGUUUCCUUUUUAAAUACAUUUGUUUAUGUAUUUAAUUGAGCAAAACAAGGGAGUCCUAGCCCAGAGCAUCUGGGGGUUAUUAACGCUGUAAAUUUAGUCCCUAAUUUUUUUUAUUUUAUUUUCUAGUAUCACAAAUAAUUGUUGCACAAAACUUGGCAUAUAUAGGGUAAUGUUAAGCAGUAAGGUAACCAAGCACAUGCUGUACAAGGUAAUGAAUGCUUGUUUAAAGAAUCCUUUCACCUUUUAUGGAUAACAAAUGCAAUCCUUGGUCCCUCCUACCCCCUCUUCUCACCACACUGAUUUUUUUAAUCUGUUUUGGUUUUGUCCACUUGAAAGGGCAAUUUAUAUAUCCUAACACUAUCCUGUAGUCUCAACAACCAGGAAUCUCUGUUUUCAAAAGAGACCUAUCCUACACUUGGGUAUUGAGUCAAUUCUUUGUGUAUGAAAUGAUGUACAAAUCAAUGUUUUGAAAAUAAUGAUCUUGAACUUUCUAAGUUAAACAAAAAAACCUUUUUUGAUUGUUUGCCAUAUUGGGUGGGUUUACUCUUAGAAUCGCAUGCUGUAGAAAUGCUAAAAAGUGCAUAUUGGACUAAGUCCUCUAGAUGUUUUUUCUUUGAAGAAAUAACCUGUUUAAAAACUGUAACCAUUGUCGCUGUAUUCAUUUAUUGUUGCUACUCUGUGCAUAAAUCUAUGAAGAACUCAAGUACAAAGCUAUGCACGUUUUGGAGUAGCGUGAUAAGUCACUUUUUUUUUUAAAGAAACGGCCUGUUCAAACAAUCGCUGUCAAAGAUUCUGGGGUGUGGGAGGAGGGAACCUAAACCAUCUUCUUUAUAAAUCAGUUCCUCACAGCCAGUUCCUCUUGUAGGAUGAGUCCUUUGCAUCUGAUUAGAGUCAUUUUUGUAAUGAGCAGGUUUUCCUGGCUUUCUUUUCAAAUAAAAUGUUAAAAGCAGCAGUGUUUGGACAGCGGAUUGUUCUGUUAAACUUUCCUAUCUUCUCACUGUAUCCAGAAAUGCUCCUUCCUAGCAGCAGUAGUAGCUUUUCUCCAUUUUGUUUUCUCUGCAACAUUCUGUACAAAAAUGUGCUGUAAUUGUGCGUUAGGCCUGGAUUUGGCAUAAAAGAUGAAUUCCUUCUUUCUCUCUUUCAUGAAACUACUCUGUAGAGCUUUCUCCACACCCUGUAUCCCUCUUCACCUUUUGUAUUUAAUUUUAAAGUCAGUGUACUUCAAGAAAGCUGGAUGCAAGAUAGAUACUAUAUUAAAAUGUAAUGUUAUUUAAGAUGUAAUAAAGCAGUUUGACAUGA